CAUGUGUCAGUAGGUAGCUCGAAUUUAAUGAUGGAACGAUUUGAAUGAACAUGAAUGAAAAUAUUCACCACAUUCUCGUUGCGUUUGCCCUCACCACUGGCAUCCAGGCAGUAUAAACAGAACGUGUUUUCUGCACGAAAACAAGCAAAACAAUCAGGAAUUUGCAAAAAUAACCGGGAUAUUAAAUCCGCAGACAUGAAAUGUGCACUUUCUUGGAAUAAAUUCGAGUGAAACCAACAGUGUUUACGUUCAUUCGAAAAUGAUCGAGUCGGCAGCCACCACGUCUGCCCCUAGCAAGGAGCUGCUCUCCAUCGAAGACCUGCCUGAUGAAGUGCUGGAAUUCGUCUUGGGAUUCUUACCACCUUACAAAGACAUUCACGAUUGUAUGCUAGUCUCAAAACGUUGGCGAAGAUGCGUUCGAAAUGUGAUAAAAAUAAAACGGAGAAAUCUUAACAAAGCUAUCAAUGAUUUUGAUAUUGUAUGGAAGACAAUUACUCCAGCUGCAAUGGCACCAACAAUCACAAAGAGAUAUUCACAUUCUGCAGCAGUACAUGAUAACUCUAUGUAUGUCUUUGGUGGAUGCACAUGUUCAAUGACUACUUUCAAUGAUUUGUGGAGAUUGGAUUUGUCUAAGAGGCUUUGGGUGAGACCACUAACAAUGGGAACUUAUCCUUCCCCAAAGGCAUGCAGCACUAUGGUGUGUUACAAGGAUUCUUUAGUUUUGUUUGGUGGCUGGACCUAUCCACCAUCUUAUCCUCUGCAUCAAAGCUGGCAUUUGUUCAAUGAGCUGCAUACAUAUGACAUCAAAGCCAAUAGAUGGACUUGCAUCAACACAGCAGUGACUCCUCCACCCACUGCAGGACACUCUGUUUCAAUCCAUGGCAAUUGGAUGGUUAUAUUUGGAGGACUGCAGCGCGCCAGCAAUGUGGUUCAUUCCACAAAAACCAAUGACAUUUGGAAGCUAAAUUUAGAGACUUGGAAUUGGUAUAAACAAGAAACCUUUGGCCAUUUAAAACCGCAAGAGCGUUAUGGCCAAUCACAAACCGUCCUGGACGAUGAGAAUGUUCUUAUCAUGGGCGGUUCCGGCGGGCCGCAAAUUUUCUUUUCUGAUAUUUGGAUCCUCAACAUGAAGGGAAAUCAUUGGAAGUGGAUCAAAGUAGAAGUACGUAAUUCACAUCACGCCCCACCAAACCUCUGGUGUAACCCAGUUUGUAAAAUCGAAGACAAACUAAUAGUUCUUAGUAAGAGUAGACAAAACCCUCAAUCGCCAUUCAUGUUCAUCUCUCGCGGAGUGUGGACUCCACCGGUUGAUCCUCGUGGAGACAACCGAGGCGAACUUCUACAAAGAAGACCCGGUCGUAUUGAUAUGGCCGAUCGCGUCGUUGACCACGAUGAGAACGUAAAUGGAAGGCGCGGGACUUUAAAGGGUGUAAAACGUAACAAUGCUGGCGAUGAAGCAGAGCGGCAAAUGCUAUUGUCAGAUCCAAAUAAGCCAGGACCAAGCGGAGCUCCAGAACCCAACGAACGAAUGGGUUUGGCCGCGUUCAACGAUCCCAAUGUAGAUGUGGAUCAAAAAAUGAACGCACGAAGGCUCCUAAGGCAAGAGAAAAUGAAACUAAGUGAAGAAAAACUGAAAGCGAAGCUGUGCAUUGCCGCAAAGCAUAAAGCAAAGGAAUUUUCCAAACCCAAAAAGAACGUUUUGGGUAUGUAUGUGUUGGAUGUCGCACACGCACUUGAUUCAGAACCAUAUGUUACAUGGAUGCCUAUAAAAGACCCAGAUCUAGAACGAGACGGACCGGAAGAGACCAUGUUAUACACGUUUGUGAGUGGUAAAUCAGAACUUAUCAUGUUCGGAGGUAUUCAUAAAGACGACGGAUCUCUUAUUGCGUGUACAACUAAUCUGAGCCAACAAGUAUCGAACUCUUUGCAUUUUAUCACUGCACCACGAUAUGUCAUCUAGAUGAUAAUCUUCAUUAAAAAUAAUAGUGUACAAAAGCCAGCAGUGAAAUUAUUGAGAUUCACUUACAAAUUUCAACACUUUUACAGAAAAAAAAUGUUUAUUUAAAAUUUAUUUUUAUAAAUCGUCGUCAUCACUA
Molecule: messenger RNA, 2096 nt
Organism: Dalotia coriaria
Lineage: Eukaryota; Metazoa; Arthropoda; Insecta; Coleoptera; Staphylinidae
Gene: Fbxo42
Product: F-box protein 42
Exons: 4
Coding region: 260-1960 (566 amino acids)
Cellular component (GO): SCF ubiquitin ligase complex
Molecular function (GO): protein binding; ubiquitin-like ligase-substrate adaptor activity
Source: RefSeq, a predicted model, not a curated record